Sphaerulina musiva SO2202 is the source of this 2552-nucleotide messenger RNA. RefSeq names its product Fungal_trans-domain-containing protein. The coding region runs from base 1 to 2430 and encodes 809 amino acids. Lineage: Eukaryota; Fungi; Ascomycota; Dothideomycetes; Mycosphaerellales; Mycosphaerellaceae. The record is from RefSeq and is a predicted model, not a curated record. Gene Ontology annotation, molecular function: DNA-binding transcription factor activity, RNA polymerase II-specific; zinc ion binding; RNA polymerase II cis-regulatory region sequence-specific DNA binding. The transcript is spliced from 4 exons. Gene Ontology annotation, cellular component: nucleus. Gene Ontology annotation, biological process: positive regulation of transcription from RNA polymerase II promoter by galactose; DNA-templated transcription.
AUGUCUCUCAAUUCGGCCUUGGACGUGCAGUCGAUUGCGUCUCUUGCACAGCAACAACAACAGGACGAGCAGAAUGCGGCCCACGACAGUGUCAACGCGAACGGCACCAAGCGCAAAGCCGAGGACCAAGGCGGCCAGCCGCGAGCUCGCCGAAAUCGAUAUGUGUCCAUCGCAUGUAACGAGUGCAAGCGGCGCAAGAUCAAGUGCAAUGGCCAGAAUCCGUGCCAGCGAUGCGGCAACCUGAACCUCGAUUGCGUCUAUGCGCCGAAUUGCUGCGCCGGAUUCAAGGACUCGGCUGAGUUCAAGGACAUGUCGGGCCAGAUCUCCAUGUUGCAAGAGCACGUGAAUGCCCUAUAUGAUCAGUUCAAUCAGCUGCGGUCUCAGAUCGGAGGACAGCUCGCAACCGUAGGGCCGCAGUCCAACACUUCAAUCGACCCUUCGUUGCAGCAGUAUCCGCCCGAUCGCGCAACAUUCACUAAUGCGCAGACCUCGCCCGGUGUACCGCUGUCUCCAGCCCACUUCCAUCGACCGCGAGCCUCGAGCCAAUCGCAAAACAGAUACAAAGGUCCCACGAGUGUAGCUUUCAACCUGGGAGUCGCCAAGACUAGUUUGGAGUCCAUGGGCAUAGCCGGACCGGGCGAAGAGGAUGUCAGUGGAAAUGGAGAGGCUGAUACUGGCACGGCAGAAGGGAGCCCUCAUAGGAGUCCCACGUGGAAAGUCCCGCGUGGGCAGGCGCUGCAGCAGAUGCACGCGGAUAAGGAUCCCAUUUGGAGUAUACCACAGGAAGAAGCAAUUCGCUUGUGUCGAGUCUAUGAGGAUGAGAUGGGUCUUAUGUACCCAGUACUGAACAUCGGCAAAGUUGUCGACUACGCCACCAAGCUGUACAGGUUCAUGGAGGCUGCACAUCGUUCCGGUCUCAUGCAACAGGGUAUGCCAGGCUCAGAUGCCAUUGAUGAUGAGGAGACGAACAUUCUCAAAUUGGUCAUAGCCACUGCUCUGACGACAGAGGCCGGCGGUCGAAGUGAACUUGGCCAGAGAUUGUUCGAGUAUGUGCAGCCUGCAAUUGAUGCGAUGCUGCUCGGGGCCGUUGGUGUUCCAGCCAUUCGCAUGCUCACGAUGACUGCCAUGUACGAAUUCCAGCGCGAUAAUGAAGGUACAUCGUGGCGCAUCAUUGGUCUGACUGCACGACUAUGCAUUGAGCUGGGUCUGCACCGGCGGGAAACUUACGAUGCGAUUCAGGACGAGGAUGAUCGUACUGAAACCAUGCUUCUCUUCUGGUCAAUUUACGUGCUGGAUAGACGGUGGAGCUUUGGCACCGGCAUGCCAUUCGCUCUGCAAGACUCUGACAUUGGUCCGCAGAUGCCUAAGCCCGAGGAUCGUUCGCCAUACCUGAGUGCGAUGAUCCAGUAUUCAGCUAUAGCUAGCAAGGUCUGGCGUUCCGUCGCAGCCUCUGCUUCAUCUGAAAAGGGCAGCAUGCCGAUUAAGAACGAUGAGAUGGACUACCUUGACUACCAGGUCAUUCAGUGGCACCGCAAUAUUCCACAACAUCUCCGUUUCGAGCACCCCUCCUCGCCAGGGACCACAAGAGUGCCAAUACCCGUUGGCCCGUCGCCGUCUCGGGGCGCCCAUCGCCUGCGAAUCAUACUAUAUCUCCGAGCAAAUCAAAUGCGCAUUCUCAUAUAUCGCCCAGUCUUACACUCUGCAACCUCCAUCAUCCAGCACCGCGAGCAGGCCCAAACAGCAGUCGAUGUAGCGAAGGAUACUAUUCGAGUGCUAACACACAUCAACCAGACCUCGGACCUAUAUCGAACCCAGCAGGUCCUUUUCAACGCUUUCCUCACUUCGGCUCUAGCAGUGCUGUUCCUCGCCGUCUCACACACGCCUGCAGUUUUCGCCGAAGACGUUAGAGAGGAGUUCUACAUGGCUCUGGAUCUCGUUCGUGGCUUCAGCAAAGGCAGUUGGGUUUCCAAGCGGCUUUGGAAGACCAUUCGAGUCUUGAAGGAAGUUGGUCCCAAACUUGGUUUGCAGAUGAAAGAAAGUUCUGCUGUUGCUACUGCUGUCACUGAGCCCGCUCAAAUACCCAAGAAGCCCUCUGCUAGCGGUAGCAAUAUCCAAGACGACCCCGAUCCUAACCGCUCUGCCGCGGUAGCUAUGGCAGGCCUGGCAGGCGUGAAUGUCGAUGAAAUGAAUCUGUACAACGGCGGAGUACCACAACAACAUCAGUGGAACGCCACGAACCAUGGCGCCAGUUCCAGCCCAGAAAACAUGGUACAUGAUUUGAGCAGUCUAUUUGAGGCUGCUGGAGGUUUCCAUGGAUUGGCUGGCGUCAAUGGUACUGACUCUGUAGGAGGGUUUGCAGCAGACCACACUGGCGUGGGAGACGGGUUUGGCGACGAAGGGUUGAGUAAUAUACUGCAGGAAUUAUUUUGAUUCAAUGAAAUCUAAUCAGCGCGGGAAAAUAAUGGGAUCAAAGUAAUUUCAUAAGGAUCUGGAAGGAAAGAAACGAAAGGGGAAGGAAAGCAAUGGGUGGGCGCUCUGAUGAACAAGGCUGA